Molecule: messenger RNA, 4430 nt
Organism: Schistocerca piceifrons (Central American locust)
Lineage: Eukaryota; Metazoa; Arthropoda; Insecta; Orthoptera; Acrididae
Product: ATP-dependent translocase ABCB1-like
Exons: 22
Coding region: 1-3876 (1291 amino acids)
Biological process (GO): transmembrane transport
Cellular component (GO): membrane
Molecular function (GO): ABC-type transporter activity; ATP hydrolysis activity; ATP binding
Source: RefSeq, a predicted model, not a curated record
AUGAAGGUCAAGAAGGAGGAAAGUGAUCCGGAGCCAAUAAAAGUGGUGAGAGUUAAGAGCCUGGACGAACAGGGCAACAAGACUGGGGAACUUGAUGUGGAAUUCAUAGAACCUGAAAAGUCAGAAAAAACAGAAGAAAUCCCUAGUGUGUCCUUCAUUAAGCUGUACCGGUUCUCGACUGCGUGGGAGAAGCUGCUGAUGUUUGUGGGGCUGGUGGGAGCCGUGGGCAGCGGCGUGUGCCAGCCGCUGAACGUACUCUUCUUCGGCGACCUGACCGGCAUCAUGGUGGAUUUCGGGUCGGAGCUGGGUCCAGCCAUCGUCGGCAACUUCUCCUACGCGGAACUCACCCAACGCUUCCUCGACGGAGUACACACCUUCGCCGUCAACAACAGCAUCAUCGGCGCAGCCACACUCCUCUGCACCUAUGUCGCUGUCGCGUGCUUCAACUACAUCGCUUACACACAGAUUCACCGGAUCCGAAACCUCUACCUGCUCUCGGCGCUACGUCAGGACAUCGGGUGGUACGACGUGCACCAGUCUGGGGAGUUCGCUAGCCGCAUGUCGGAGGAUAUGACGAAGCUGGAGGACGGCGUUGGGGAGAAGGUGCCCAUGUUCGUCCAGAUGGUGGUAACCUUUCUGGGCAGUGUGGGCCUGGCCCUCUACCGCGGCUGGGAACUCGCGCUUAUCUGCCUAAUCUCCCUACCUGUCAGCGUCAUCGCCAUUGGCAUCGUCGGUUUCGCAACAUCGCGCAUCGCCAAGAAAGAAAUGUCCAAGUACGCACAGGCUGGAGCUAUUGCGGAAGAGGUGCUUAGCUCCGUAAGGACCGUCAUUGCCUUUGGAGGCCGUGAGAAGGAGGUGGAAAGAUAUGAGAAAAAUCUUUUGUCUGCUAAAAAGCUCAACGUCAGAAGGAAUCUGCUGAAUGGGCUUGGAUUCGGUAUCUUGUGGUUUGUCAUCUAUGCCAGCUACGCACUCGCCUUCUGGUACGGUGUGGGGCUAAUAAUAGAAGACAUGUACAAAACAGACGAUAAGGUGUACGAUGCUGCCACCAUGAUCACGGUGUUCAUGGGCUGCAUGACAGGCUUCAUGUCGUUCGGGGUCGCGUCGCCAUUUAUCGAAGCAUUUUCGAUUGCGAGGGGUGCCGCCGCCAAGGUGUACUCCGUCAUCGACCGCGAAUCUCUCAUCGACAGCAUUUCCACUGAGGGAGAGCGCCCGGACAAAGUCGACGGCUCCAUACACUUCAACGACGUGCAUUUCGAGUAUCCUUCCCGCAAAGGCGUGAAGAUCCUGAAAGGUCUGAACCUGACCAUCAAAGGCGGUGAGACAGUCGCUCUGGUCGGGAGCUCAGGUUGUGGCAAAUCUACUUGUAUCCAACUAAUACAGAGGUUCUACGAUCCGAUAGACGGAGCGGUGGAGCUUGAUGGCCGCGACAUUCGGAAUCUGAACGUGGGCUGGCUGCGCUCGCAGAUCGGCGUGGUGGGCCAGGAGCCGGUGCUCUUCCAGACUACCGUUGCUGAGAACAUCCGCUACGGGCGGGACACCUGCACCAUGGAGGACAUCGUGGAGGCCGCCAAAAUGGCCAACGCGCACACUUUCAUCUCCAAGUUGCCGCAGGGCUACGACACGAUGGUAGGCGAGCGUGGGGCCCAGCUGUCGGGCGGCCAGAAGCAGCGCAUCGCCAUCGCCAGGGCGCUGGUGCGCCGCCCCAAGAUCCUGCUGCUGGACGAGGCCACCUCUGCUCUGGACACCGGCAGCGAGGCCAAGGUGCAGGCCGCGCUGGACAGGGCGAGUGUUGGCCAGACUACAAUCAUCGUAGCUCAUCGUCUGUCCACAAUCCGAAACGCGGACAAGAUAGUGGUGAUCCACGGUGGGCGCGUGGUGGAGGAGGGGUCUCACGACCAGCUGAUGGCGAAGCGCGGCAACUACUUCGACCUGGUCACCACACAGAUCUCAUCAUCUGAGCCACCGACGUCUCCAGGAGGUGAUAGUGUGAAAGGACGCAUGAAACCGGACCGAAUGCUGAGCGUUCGCAGCGAGGCAUCAACGGUCGCCGAUGAAGAGGACGAGGACCUGACUGAGGGACAGCGGCGACUGGCGGAGAGCUACCAGGAGGAGCCGGUCCAGGCCGCCACCAUCAUGAAGAUCCUGCGCGUCAACCGGCCAGAGUGGUGGCUGCUCAUCGUCGCGACAGUCGCGUCAGUGGUCAGCGGGUUCGCUAUGCCACUUUUCUCUGUGUUUUUCGGCAGUCUCAUUGGGACUCUUGGGCAAGACGACCCUGAACAGAUUCGCAGCGACACUAAUUUCUUCUCCGUGCUCUUCGUCAUCGUCGGCGUGAUAAUGGGACUAGUAACGUUCAUUCAGAUGUACAUGUACGGAAUCGCCGGAGAGAAGCUGACGAUGCGCUUUCGAGGUCUGAUGUUUUCGGCGAUGCUGCGUCAGGAGGUGGCGUACUUCGACGACAAAAACAACAGCACCGGAGCGCUCUGCGCCAGGCUUUCCGGAGACGCCGCCAAUAUACAAGGGGCGACUGGGCAGCGCAUCGGCACCAUCACGCAGUCAUUGGGCACGCUGGUGCUGUCCGUGGCGCUGUCGCUGUACUACGAAUGGCGGCUGGGCCUGCUCGUGCUGGCGUUCGUGCCGCCGCUCUUCGCCGUCUUCUUCAUCCAGGGGAAGCUACAGCGCGGCGAGUUCCUGGGCAACGCCUCGUCCGUGGAGAAGGCCACCAAGGUGGCUGUGGAGUCGGUGGGCAACAUCCGCACUGUGCUGGGGCUGUGCCGGGAGCGCCAGUUCCACGCGCAGUACCUGCAGGAGCUGCAGGCCGCGCUGCGCACCGCCAAGCGGAACGUGCACCUGCGCGCCAUCACCUACUCGCUGUCGCGCAGCAUCGGCUUCUUCGCCUACGCCGCCGCCAUGGCGUUCGGUGGACAGCUCGUCGCCAACGAGGGAAUGCCCUAUGACAACGUCUUCAAGGUGUCACAGACUCUAAUCAUGGGCACUGGUAUGGUGGCGAAUAUACUCUCAUUCGCUCCCAAUUUCCAGAAAGGAAUAGAGGCGGCCUCUAACGCGUUCCACCUGCUGGAAAGACAGCCUAGAAUCACAGAUUCACCAAACGCCACAGGCGAGAAGUGGGAUAGCCGCGGUGAGGUGCAGUACUCGAGUGUGGAGUUCGCAUACCCUACCCGUGUGGGGAGCCUGGUGCUGCGUGGUCUGGACUUGGAUGUGCGGCCAGGCCAGACAGUGGCACUGGUGGGGCCCUCUGGUUGCGGCAAGUCCACCUGUAUACAGCUGCUCGAGAGGUUCUACGACCCCACCGCUGGAGUUGUGCGUGUGGACGAGCGAGACGUAUCAAAGGUGAAGAUGGCGAACCUGCGAGAGCAGAUGGGCAUCGUGUCUCAGGAGCCGGUGCUGUUUGACCGGACCAUAGCGGAGAACAUCGCGUACGGCGACAACUCCAGGGAGGUUCCCAUGGCGGAGAUUAUCGCUGCAGCCAAGAAUUCCAACAUACACAACUUCGUUGCCUCCCUGCCGCAGGGCUACGACACGCGCAUGGGGGAGAAGGGUACGCAGCUUUCUGGAGGGCAGAAGCAGCGCGUGGCCAUUGCCCGGGCACUCGUCCGGAACCCCAAGAUACUGCUGCUCGACGAAGCUACAUCUGCACUCGACGUUGAGAGUGAGAAGGUGGUGCAAGAAGCGCUGGACAAGGCGAAGGAGGGACGCACAUGCAUCACCAUCGCUCACCGACUGACGACCAUCCAGGACGCCGACGUGAUUUGUGUCAUCAACGAAGGCCGCGUGGCCGAGCUCGGGAAACACGCAGAGCUGUUGGAGCGACGGGGCAUCUACCACAAGUUGCACAGCCUGCAGGCGGGCCGCCGGUAGCACAUUAGCUCCUUCCUCCCUCUGUCUUUGUCGUCUCUAAUAAUUUAUUUUUCUGCUUCUCUACUGAGAUCCCGUCUCCCAAGGACGGUAACUUGAAAAACUGGACCAUACUCCACUUGCUCGCAGAGAAAUGCAUUUCAUUCAUACAGAAUGAUUCUUUCCAAAUCGUCUGAUCUACACUGAUAGCUGGAAAGAAGUGUAAUGUUGGAUCUUCUACUACGUCGUUAUAUAUUGUGCAGUAUAAAGUGAGUGCUUUGGAGACUCAACACAUUUAACAUUUUUGUAUAUGCCGACAGAACCUGCUAUAAUUUUUAUUGUAGUGCAACUAGUUUCGACAACAUGUGUCGACAACAUCUGUCAGACUUUAGAUUCAUAAAAUAGUCUGUAUCACAUGUCCAUAAUUUCAUAAUAUAUUACAUGGCUACUCAGUACCGUGAAAGUAAGUGGGUCUGUAACUAGUUUCGACAAUACGUAAUCAUUUGUCACACCUCAAAAUCUUAAAAUAGUCUGUACCACGAGUCCAUAAUUUUAAAAUAAAUUACAUACGUACUCAG